UUGUGAUCUUGAGGAAGGAGUGAAAGGUGUUUGAUAAAAUGCCUCUGUAUAGAAAAAACCAGGUCAAUACUAUUAGUCAUUCUUUAAGUACUAAUUCUACCACUUGCAUUGCACAAGCAUAUGCUUUGUCUUAAUAUUAGUGUAGCUUGCUGAAUUUGUGUUCCAGGCAGCUGUCUACAGCCUAUUUUCCGAGGACAAUUAUCGUAUACUCUGAAUCUGAUGAAACCGAACUUGAGUUCACAUGUGAUAAUGUGAUAGAGUUGAAAUUAAUUAAUCAUGUAUGAUGUAUCCUUCUACUUGGUUAUUACUUAAUUAAUCAAAAAUCGAUUACUCUAUGUACAGUGGUUAAUAUAAGUAUAUAGUUGACUUAUAUUUAACAUUUUUGAAGGUGUUUAAAUCAAUUUACUCUUUUUGUUUGGUUGAGAAAUAAAAUGCUUGUAAGAGCAUAAAACAGUCAGAAGUUUUGAUAAGUUUCAUGUUCAUUCACAUCUGCACAUGAUCAACUUAUUUUACUAAUUAUUGUUAGUUAGAAACAAGUUACUUGUAUCUGUACUUAAUUAACUCUGGACUAAUGAGUAUUUUUUAAGAGUGAUUGACUAAUUAUUGUUAGUUACAGACACCAUUAUCAUUUAUAUAUAUUCACCUUGCCUUUGUGCAUGUAUGAAUAGUCAGCACAGUCUAUAAACUUAAACUUUCUUCAUUGGCUCGAAUUGCAAUUUUUGGCGAUCAUAUAUACAGUAACUCAUAUGGAUUCUGACUUGUAUAAUGUUGUCACCUGUGAUGACGUUGAUGCUCUAAAGGGGAGUGACUGGCCUAAUGUGCACGAACAAUUGACACCUGGAAAUAAUACGGUGCUUCAUCUUGCAUGCCGACAUGGGAGGACAAGAUGUGUCGAAGAAAUUCUAAGUUCUCAUGAAUCACUACUAAUACGGAUCAACUCAAGAGGUGAGACCGCUCUUCACAUAGCAGCAAGAGGAGGGCACUAUGGUGCGGUUGAAGCACUCAUUCGUAAGGCCAGGUCUUCGGUACUAAAACCUAAUAAUCUCCAAAAGGAAUCAUCUACGCUCCUGCAAGAUCUUAUUAGAGCACCCAAUGCGGAACUUGACACUGCCUUGCACGUUGCAGUUCGAUACAAUCACAACGACGUGGUUGAACUGUUAGCAAAAGAAGAUCCAAGUUAUUCAUAUCCUCAGAACAAGUAUUUUGAAACUCCACUCUACCUGGCUUCUGUUAGGCGUUACACCGAUUCUGUCAAUAUUAUUCUCGACAAUUGUCAAUCACCAAGCUUUGAUGGUCCCAAUGGAAGAACGGCUUUGCAUGCUGCAUCAAUGAGUUAUGGCGGAUAUGGAUGUAUGAUGCGUCUACUGGAAAAUAACAAUGAUCUUAUAAACGUAGCAGAGAAUAAUGGGUGGACGGCAUUUCAUUAUGUUGCACAUAAUGAUCUUGUUAGAUCAGCUAAAUAUUUGUUAAGUGUAAAUAAAUCUGUUGCCUACCUACCAGAUAAAAUACUUAAGAGAACAGCUCUCCAUGUAGCAGCAUAUAAAGGAAAAUUAGAAGUGAUGAAGGAAAUUCUGAAUAUAUUGCCAGAUGCUUGGGAGAGUGUCGACGGAAAUGGUCAUAAUAUAUUGCAUAUUGCAGUAUUACAGGAGCAAAAAUCUGUGAUUCAAUUCAUUGUAUCUGGAGAUUUUGAAAUGAAGAGUAGCCUUCUUAGUCAAAGAGACAAGUUUGGAUGUACGCCUCUCCAUCUAAUUGCUGAGCGUGGAUUGUUUUUUCCCGAACUUGUGGAUGCAUUAUACUGGAGACCUGACUGGGAUACAGUAAACAACAAAAAUAUCACUAUCUUCGAAGCGCUUUAUGAAAAAGAAACCGGUGCCCUUAUUGACGAGGGGCUAGUUGGAGGGACAAUCAGUUUAGACACUGUUGGAAAUCAUUGGAACCACUGGGUUGGAAGAAAAGUAGUAGAAGUUGAAAGAGUUGACGAGGAAAGCAUCAAAUGGCAAAGACAAAUGGUGAACACUCAUGUUAUAGUGGCUGCUCUGAUAACUACGGUAGCCUUGACAGCAGGAUUCGCUAUGCCAGGUGGCUUUGACGGGAACCAAGGACCGAACCAAGGGUCUGCAGUACUUUCAAGAAAAACUGCCUUUAAGAUAUUUAUGGUAGCUGAUACAAUCGCCCUCCUGUUCUCCAUUUCUUCGCUAUUUCUGUACUUCUUGACAGCAAUGUAUGAUGCCACUCGUGUAUUAGGACCCCUGAUCAGUGCUGCUGUAGUGCUCAACGUUGUUUCCAUUACAGCAAUGAUGCUUGCUUUCAUUGCAGGGACUUAUGCUGUGCUAGCUCACUCAUCCUUUCUGCGGAUUAGUGUUUGUAUCAUCUCUUCUUUAUUCUUUCUCCUUGUUUUUUAUGUGUGCAUUAAAUUUUUCAGGAAAAUCUACACUAGAUAUAAGAAAGUAGCCUAUGCUAUGAGCGAUUAGGGCCUGAUCUCCAACCAUGUAACUAUGUAAUGUUAUAAACUUCAUUCCGUGAAGUACAUAAAAUUAAUUUUACAAGAAGAUAUCUUAUUGCUUGUAAAUGGACAUUGUUCUCA
This is a messenger RNA of Daucus carota subsp. sativus, 2584 nucleotides long. Its product is annotated as protein ACCELERATED CELL DEATH 6-like. NCBI's taxonomy places the organism in Eukaryota, Viridiplantae, Streptophyta, Magnoliopsida, Apiales, Apiaceae. Bases 747 to 2471 code for a protein of 574 amino acids. The transcript has 3 exons. Gene Ontology annotation, molecular function: protein binding. The record is from RefSeq and is a predicted model, not a curated record. Gene Ontology annotation, cellular component: plasma membrane.